Molecule: messenger RNA, 315 nt
Organism: Penicillium macrosclerotiorum
Lineage: Eukaryota; Fungi; Ascomycota; Eurotiomycetes; Eurotiales; Aspergillaceae
Exons: 2
Coding region: 1-315 (104 amino acids)
Source: RefSeq, a predicted model, not a curated record
AUGGCUACCCAAUCUUCCUAUCCUGCACUAAGCGUGAACCUGGAUCUGCGGGGCGAACUGUUCCAGGCAAACAAAAAUAGCUGGGCACCUGUGUUGGAAAGGUUUGAAAAAGCAUUGAAACAAGUCUCGGCUGAAGGCAAUGAUAUCUCUUUAAAACGCCACCAAAACCGAGGCCAGCUACUGCCAAGAGACAGAGUUGCGCUUUCACUGGACCAAGAUUCGCCCUUCUUAGAGCUUGGUGCUUUUGCAGGAUUUGAGAAUCCAGAUUCGACGCCUUGUGCGAAUCUCAUUGCCGGCAUUGGAAAUGUUUGGUAA